Molecule: messenger RNA, 1827 nt
Organism: Punctularia strigosozonata HHB-11173 SS5
Lineage: Eukaryota; Fungi; Basidiomycota; Agaricomycetes; Corticiales; Punctulariaceae
Product: actin-like ATPase domain-containing protein
Exons: 4
Coding region: 1-1827 (608 amino acids)
Biological process (GO): protein folding
Cellular component (GO): cytosol; nucleus
Molecular function (GO): ATP binding; ATP-dependent protein folding chaperone
Source: RefSeq, a predicted model, not a curated record
AUGACUUCGACGCCGAACGGUACGGCGGACGCGCCUAUCGACGUCAACGGACUCCCCACCGUCGUCGGCAUCAACUUUGGCAACUCGUACGCGUCCAUCGCGGAGAACCUUGCGGAAUGCAUUGCGAACGAAGACGGCGAACGCCAGAUCGCCUGCGCCAUCGCGUUCCAGGGCGAUGAAGUCUACAUCGGAAACGGGGCCAAGCAGCAGCUCGUCAAGAACGCGCACAACACCAUCACCGGCUUCCGCAACCUCCUCGGCAAAAAGUUCUCCGAGCUCCCGCACGACAAGCCGACCGUCUCCGCGCCCGUCAUCCAGCACCCCGACCACGCCGACCUGCCCGCCUUCAAAGUCUCCGUCGGCGCCGACGCGCCGACCGACCGGAUCCUGACCGUCGCCGAAGCGACGACGCUCUUCCUCAAAUCCCUGCUCGGCUCCGCGACCGCCUUCCUCGGCAAGCCCGUCGACGGCGCCGUGCUCAGCGUCCCGGCCUGGUUCGACGAGCACCAGCGUCUCGCGCUCCAGCACGCCGCCGAGGCCGCCGGCGUCAAGGUCCUCCAGCUCCUCGACGAAGCCGGCGCCGCCGUCGCCGCCUCCACCGCCUCCUCCGCCUCCUCCCUCCCCGCAGACCGCACGCAGCUCAUCGUCGACCUCGGCGCGUCCGCGCUCGAGCUCACCCUCGUCUCCCUCCGCGCCGGCCUCGCGCACGUCCUCGCCCGCGCCUCGGACCCCGCCGUCGGCGGCGACAAGAUCGACGACGCGCUCGUCAAGUUCUUCGCCAAGGACUUCACCAAGAAGACCAAGACGCCGCUCGCCGUCUGCCCCGCCGCGGACACGCACGACCAGCGCGCCGAGGCCAAGCUCCGCCUCGCGCUCGAGCACACCAAGCGCACCGUCUCCGCCUCCGCCGGCGCCGCCACCUGCGCCGUCGAGUCGCUCAAGCACGGCCUCGACUACACCGGCUCGCUGAACCGCAUGCGGUUCGACAUGGAGGCCCGCGCCGUGUACGCGCACGUCGCGCGCGCCGCGGCAAGGCUCGUGACGGACCAGGCGGGGCUCGACCCGUUCGCGGUGGACGAGGUCGUGUACGCCGGCGGGAGCGCGAGCUUGCCCGGGCUGGACGAGGCGCUCGUGGCCGCGUUCGGCGACGCGCUCGUCACGCCGUUCACGGCCGGCACCGUCGUCGGCGGCGGCGCGGGCGACCCGACGACGCUGCUCGCGCGCGGCUGCGCGCUCCAGGCGCAGCUCCUCGUCCACCUCGGCGACGCGGACGAGGACGAGGAGGUGAGGUGGGCGUUCGAUACGAACAGCAAGUGGACGGAGGUAAGCGCGACCGGCGCCGCGGUGGGGGUGCUGUUCCCGGAGGAGAAGGGCGCCGCGGCGGACGCGGCGCUCGGCGGGCUCUGGGUGACCGGCGUCAAGGCGGAGACGGCGGUGCCGUGCCGGCGCGCGGUCCGGUUCGACGUCGACCUCGGCGGGGGCGAGGCGAAGAAGGUCGGGUUCGAGGUGUGGGAGGCGAAGGAGGACGUCAAGGUCGAGCUCGUGAAGCCGCCGAAGAUCGAGUACGACGAGGGGGACGAGGUGCCGGAGGACGAGGAGGAGGAGGAGCCGGAGGAGGAGGUGAAGGAGCGCAUCGUCACCAAGCAGCACCUGCUCGGCGCGGUCGCCUUCGAGGCGAAGCUCGCGGCGAAGGAUAAGGGGCGGUGGAGGACGCGGUUGGAGGUACAGUUUAUCGUCGGUGCGGACGGCGCGGUGGAGGUCGACGCUUGGGAGGUCAGCGAUACCGCCAAGGGCGAGCCGCACUCCCUCAAGAUCGCGGCUCCCUGA